UAAUGCAAGUGUAAUUUUACGACAAUGCAGACGAAAACAUGGCUCCCUCGCAAAGUCAAGUUGUAACAUUAGCUGCCGGUUCUGCAUUGCUUGUCGGUGCUAUUUUUACACUAUACUUAAUACGACGCAGAAAUAAGACAGGCGAAAUUUCAGGAAAGCCUAAAACACAGCAGUAUGAGCAAGAGGUGAAAGAGGAAACAGUUCCAGUUGAAGUAGUUCCAGGUAGGCGCGGAGAAGGUGACAGUCUUCUUCUAGAUACAGGGAGUGGUUCCCCUUUACCUGAUAAAGAGGGGCUAACCAUUUCUGCAUCAUGGGCCAUACUGAAUGAUGACGAGUCCCAUGCCAGUAGUCCACAUCUAUCUCCAGUGGACAGUGAGACGAGCAUUGUAAAUGGCACACAGGAUGGAAAUAGUGAGAGUCUGUCUAUCAUAAAUGGCACUGACAAUGAUAGUGUACUUGAUAAUUUGGAUACUACACCAUCUAAUUCUGUGUUGGAAGCUGGCGACCAGAGCACAAUAUUGGCAGAAAAAGUGCCAUUAUCUGCCCGUUUGUCCUCCAUGGAGAGGGAAACAGUUGCUAUGGAAACUAUGAAUAUUCAGUAUGAGGAACUCCUCAAAGAGCAUAAUGAGUCUGAAUCUCAAAAAUUCUCAUCUGAAGAAAUUACCGUGGCCCUGAUGGCCACACAGAACCCUUCUCAGGGUCUCACAGCUCGCAAUGCUGAAGUGUUAGCAGGGUUACUCACAUUUGAAGAUAUUCAUCUGAAACAUACAGCUGUACAGGGUAUAGCAAAUUGUGCUACAUUUACACAUAAUCAGAAUGUGUUACGAGAACAGGGUUGUCUUCCUCGUCUUGCCAAACUGCUCGAGCUUCAGCGCAUGGCGAUGUGGUUGAGGCAUUCUGGUGCCACGACAUCUGUGUCAGUCACGAUAAAUGCUGUGACCAAUCUAGCAACAAAUGAACAAAAUAACAAGGAAAUGGAGUCUUGUGUUCCUACACUAGUUGACAUUUCCCUGGACAAGGAUACUGGCGAGGCUAUUUGCCUAUCCUCGCUCCAGGCCCUCACUAACCUGUCCCUGACGUGCGAGCAUCAUGGCCAGUACACUCGUGUUGUACAGCGUUUGUAUGAGUUCUUACAGACAGGGAAAAAUGUGAUACGGUUACAGGCAUUGAAGAUUCUUGUCAACUUGUCAUGUAACCCUGAUUUGGUACCUCAUCUGUUAGCUGCAAAGGCUCCAGAGGGACUUCUUGUUUACCUAGAACCUGCAGAAACUGAUGAUGCUAUAAUACUCCGAUUUGUGACUUUACUGGCUAAUAUACUGCAAGUUGUUAAAGACAAGAAUAUUACGUCUUCCUCUCUACCACCGGACGAUAAGGCUGCAUCGCCGGAAACAAUGUAUUCAGCUUUAUUUGGUAUUAGUACUGUAGGCAACUUGAAAAACAAAGUGUUCUUAUUGUGUAAACAUUCAAAUGAGGAUGUGAGAGCACAGUCUGCAAGGGUAUAUAACUACUUAAAGUAGGUCAAGGAUCUUCUGAAUAGUGUGUGUACAACUACCGCAAGUUAUACUAACAUUGCAUACUGCAAAACUACCAACCAAACUGUGUUAUAGUAACCUCAUUCAUAAUAUUUGUUAUAGAUAUAUUUUGCCAUAAAUACUGUAUAUGGGAAAGUUGAAAUGUAUAAAUUUCAGUAUAAAUUUGUAGAAUUUUGUAAACUUUAAAUAAAUAUUAUGUUUUGUUAGCUCACCUGUCACAAAGUGACAAGUUGAGCUUUUGUGAUCGCGCUGCGUCCGUCGUCCGUCCGUGCGUGUGUCCGUCCGUGCGUAAACUUUUGCUUGUGACCACUCUAGAUGUCACAUUUUCAAUGGGAUCUUUAUGAAAGUUUUUUCAGAAUGUUCACCUUGAUGAUAUCUAGGUCAAGUUCGAAACUUGGUCACGUGCCAUCAAAAACUAGGUCAGUAGGUCUAAAAAUAGAAAAACCUUGUGACCUCUCUAGAGGCCAUAUUUUUCACAAGAUCUUCAUGAAAGUUGGUCUGAAUGUUCACCUUGAUGAUAUCUAGGUCAAGUUCGAAACUGGGUCACGUGCCAUCAAAAACUAGGUCAGUAGGUCAAAUAAUAGAAAAUCCUUGUGACCUCUCUGGAGGUCAUAUUUUUCAUGGGAUCUGCGUGAAAAUUGGUUAGAAUGUUCAUCUUGAUGAUAUCUAGGUCAAGUUCGAAACUGGGUCACGUCUGGUCCAAAACUAGGUCAGUAGGUCAAAUAAUAGGAAAACCUUGUGACCUCUGUAGAGGCCGUAUUUUUCAUUGGAUCUCCAUGAAAAUUGAUCAGAAUGUUCAUCUUGAUGAUGUCUAGGUCAAGUUUGAAACCGGGUCAACUGCGGUCAAAAACUAGGUCAGUAGGUCAAAUAAUAGAAAAUCCUUGUGACCUCUCUAGAGGUCAUAUUUUUCAUGGGAUCUGCAUGAAAAUUGGUCAGAAUGUUCAUCUUGAUGAUAUGUAGGCCAAAUUUGAAACUGGGGCACAUCCGAUCCAAAACUAGGUCAGUAGGUCAAAUAAUAGAAAAACCUUCUGACCUCUGUAGAGGCCAUAUUUUUCAUGGGAUCUGCAUGAAAAUUGGUCAGAAUGUUCAUCUUGAUGAUAUCUAGGUCAAGUUCGAAAUUGGGUCAACUGCGGUCCAAAACUAGGUCAGUAGGUCUAAAAAUAGAAAAUUCUUGUGACCUCCCUAGAGGCCAUAUUUUUCAUGGGAUCUUCAUGAAAAUUGUUCAGAAUGUUUACAUUGAUGAUAUCUAGGUCAAGUUCGAAACUGGGUCACGUGCCUUCCAAAACUAGGUCAUUAGGUCAAAUAAUAGAAAAACCUUGUGACCUCUCUGGAGGUCAUAUUUUUCAUGGGAUCUGUAUGAAAAUUGGUCAGAAUGUUCAUCUUGAUGAUAUCUAGGUCAAGUUCGAAACUGGGUCACGUGCAGUCAAAAACUAGGGCAGUAAGUCAAAUAAUAGAAAAACCUUGUGACCUCUGUAGAGGCCAUAUUUUUCAUGGAAUCUGCAUGAAAAUUGGUCAGAAUGUUCAUUUUGAUAAUAUCUAGGUCAAGUUUGAAACUGGGUCACAUGUGGUCAAAAACUAGGUCAGUAGGUGAAAUAAUAGAAAAACCUUGUGACCACUCUAGAGGCCAUAUUUUUCAUGGGAUCUGUAUGAAAGUUGGUCUGAAUGUUCAUCUUGAUGAUAUCUAGGUCAAGUUCGAAACCGGGUCAACUGCGGUCAAAAACUAGGUCAGUAAGUCAAAUAAUAGAAAAACCUUAUGACCUCCAGGUCAUAUUUUUCAUGGGAUCUGUUUGAAAAUUGGUCAGAAUGUUCAUCUUGAUGAUAUGUAGGUCAAGUUCAAAGCUGGGUCACGUGCCGUCAAAAACUAUAAUAAAAAAACCUUGUGACCUCUGUAGAGGCCGUAUUUUUCUUGGAUCUCCAUGAAAAUUGAUCAGAAUGUUCAUCUUGAUAAUAUGUAGGUCAAGUUUGAAACUGGGUCACAUGCGGUAAAAAACUAGGUCAGUAGGUCAAAUAAUAGAAAAACCUUGUGACCACUCUAGAGGCCAUAGUUUUCAUGCGAUCUGUAUGAAAGGUGGUCUGAAUGUUCAUCUUGAUGAUAUCUAGGUCAAGUUUGAAACCGGGUCAACUGCGGUCAAAGACUAGGUCACUAGGUCUCAACAUAGAAAGACCUUUUGACCUCUCUAGAGGCCAUAUUUUUCAAUGGAUCUUCAUGAAAAUUGGUCAGAAUUUUUAUCUUGAUGAUAUCUAGGUCAAGUUCAGAAGUAGGUCACAUGAGCUCAUAAACUAGGUCACUAUGUCAAAUAAUAGAAAAAAACGACGUCAUACUCAGUUCAUGUGGGGGCAGGUGAGCGAUUCAGGACCAUCAUGGUCCUCUUGUUUUUAUAUAUUUUAUAAGCUAAAUGUAACAAAGUUGUUUUUAUACUUACCAGUUUUUAUGCCCCUUUAAAAAGACUAGGGGAUACAUUGUUUUGCUAAUUUUGCCAGUCUGUCUGUAGACCAUUCAGUUUCAGCAGUAUACUUUAGCCUACAGUGGUCAAAUUUCACAAACAAUUGUUUGAUGUCAGCAGAUGAUGCCUAUUGGUUUGCGAGUCAGUAGGUUAAGGUGACAAGUGACCUUGAAACUGAAAAUGAGCCACACCAUGAGAAAACCAACAUAGUGGCUUUGCGACCAGCAUGCACAUCCGUGCAGUCUGGUCUGGAUCCAUGCUGUUCACUUUCAAAGCCUAUUGCUAUUAGAGAAAGUGUUAGCGAACAGCAUGGAUCCUGACCAGACUGCGGAUGCUGGUCGCAAAGCCACUAUGUUGGUUUUCCCAUGGCAUGGCUCAAAUGGUUCAAGGUCAAUGACUGGAGAACACACAGGCCUGCAGUGCCAAAAUUCAUUCAUUUAAUAAUUGCUUGGGGUCAUUAGUUAGGGGAUUGUAUUAGUAGGUCAGAAGUCAAGGUCACAGUGACUUAAAGACAAAAACGAUGUCUUAUUGAUAAGUAGAGAGCACGUCAACGUAUGACCAUUGAACUUCCUAGGAUAUGAAGGUCAAGGUCAGAGUGACCCCAAGCCUAUAGAUGGUUUCCAGUUACUGUCAGUAUUUAGAGAAUAUUAAGGCUAGUGACUAUUCUACUUCAUAAAGUGAUAGCUUGUUCUUACUGUGUUUGAGUCCAUUUGCCAAAGACCAGGGCCAUUGCGCGCUUUAACGCUGUAAAUGACAUACCCUGUUACCUCUGACAGGCCAACAUGAGGGAAGUACGUGUUUAUCAAACUGCUCCUGUUGUCUUGUUAAACUGUAUAGCUUUGUUGAUAGCGAGGAUGGUUGAGAUAUGUGUUGUUAUUGAUAGUUGAACUCAUUGCCAGAGUUGAACUCUGUAAGAAACUGACAUAUGUGUAAGAGACUGACAUAUGUGUAAGAAACUGACAUAUGUGCAAGAGACUGACAUAUGUGUAAGAAACCGACAUAUGUAUAAUUACUAUUAUUUUACAUGUUUAAUGUUAUGCCUUGUCACUAAGUGUAACAGGAAUGUUUUUGUUCAUUAUUGAAAGUCCUGUGUUGAAUGACCUGUUUCAUCAUAAAGUUGCUCUUUUUUAUGAAUUUCUGUUUUUGUAGCAAAAUAAAGCGAUUUGGUUGUUAUAAA
Messenger RNA from Mercenaria mercenaria, 5153 nucleotides. RefSeq lists its product as uncharacterized. Bases 39 to 1517 code for a protein of 492 amino acids. The transcript has 6 exons. Gene Ontology annotation, cellular component: mitochondrion. The record is from RefSeq and is a predicted model, not a curated record. Lineage: Eukaryota; Metazoa; Mollusca; Bivalvia; Venerida; Veneridae.